AUGGAUCGUUUUCCAUGUGCUGAACAUUUGAAUCUGGAAGAGGUCGAUUAUGAACUUGCGAUUCGAGAUCGGUUAGGGGAUGUUGCGCGUAAGCUGGAGUUGCCCAGCAAACAACGGAUCUUGCGAACGAUUUUCCGUGAAGAUUUGUCACAGAGGCGAAACUAUCAAGCCAGUGAUUCAGUUUCGGAUUACUUUUGUCACAUUGGGGAACAAUUGUCAAGCAUCGAAAGGUCGAUUCAACGGAAGAAGAUGGAUGCCAAAAGUGAAUCACGCUUGUUACACUAUUGGUACCGCUCAAAGCGUCUUCAGGCUACUUCCGAGGAUCAGAAGAAAAUGCGUAGGGACUUGGUUCGUAGAAUUGAAAGCGUCAUGAGUGCGAACAGAGUAGUACUCCCAGCAACACCGGUGAAAGAGCAGAUUCGAGACCUACUUACACAAAACGCAGGGCCUUCAGGGAACACUAGCAUGACCCAAAGUCAAACGGGUAGUCUACGAAAUAGUCUCGGGGCAAUCCAGAAAGAAGGCAGGCCUUCAGGUGACAACAAACCAAGCGACGCAGUCACUGAGAGGUUGGGUCAAAUGGAGGAUAUGAUGAAGGCGAUGUUGGCGUUAAUGGCCGAUCAAGAGGGUGGCAUGCAUGGGGUUAAUUUUGACGGUGUCUCUACUCCUACGAAAAUAAAACAUCGGCAGCGAAAUGACGAUCGCUUCGACCGUAGGCGAGCACACCAUAGCGACAGCGAGGACGAGAGCGAAGAAGAGCGGUCGAUGUUGAGUAGCGACGCGGACAGCAGAAUCAGCGAUUUUGGUAGGAGGGGUAGACACACUGGUUCUGAACCGGAAACGCACAGAAGUAGUAGGCGACGAACCCAAUUGAGGGAAAGGGGAGAUCAUUUGUACAGGGUAGAGAAAUGGAAAAUUAAGUUUUCUGGGGAUCCUCGUUCUUUAAGCGUGGAGGAUUUUCUGUACAAAGCGAACAAGCUAGCAGAGAGGGAAGGGAUUCCGAAAGAAAGAUUGCUGGGAGAUAUCCAUCUUCUAUUGGAAGAUUCGGCAUCCGAUUGGUUCUUCACCUAUGUCGAUAAUUUCGAUACGUGGGAACAAUUUGAGAAACAGAUCAAAUGCCGGUUCGGGAAUCCGAACAAGGAUCAGGGAAUUCGGCAGAAGAUCAAAGAUAGGAAACAACAGCGAGGGGAGUCUUUUGCGUCAUUCGUAACGGAAAUUGAAAAACUCAAUCGAAUGCUCACGAGACCGAUGUCAAGAAGAGCAAAGUUUGAGGCGAUUUGGGAUAACAUGAGGCAUCAUUAUCAAUCGAAGGUUUCAGUUGUAGAUAUCAAUUCCUUAGAAGAAUUGAUAAGGAUAAAUCGUAAAAUUGACGCUACGGAUCUUUCUCUUCAAAAUUCGUGGGAACCACAAUCGAAGCGACCGGUUAAUAAUGUAGAAGUCGGUGAGGAUUCCGAGAAAGAGUUUUCGGAGGAAGGGGAGUUUACGGGGGUGAAUGCACUGAACAGUCGUCCUUUCAGGCAAAAUACAAACCAAGCUCAACCUCAUUCCAGGACCAAUCAAAAAUCAAUCAGCAAACAAACCAACUACAGCAGCCGCGACAACAACAGUUUUCAAACAAUAAUUUACCCACAGCAUCGGCCUGUUGGAAUUGUCACCAAGAAGGUCAUGGGUGGAGAGAUUGCUCCAAACCGAGACAAAUGUCCUCACAUUCGAGUCCAUGUUUUCGAUACGGAAAUCGAUGCUUUGCUGGAUUCAGGCGCUGCCAUCAGCGUAACGAACUCUUCGGAAAUGGCAGAAAAAUAUGGCCUGAAAAUUCUUCCGGCGGCCGUUCGAGUCAGCACAGCAGAUGGGACUGAGUAUCGUUGUUUAGGGUAUCUAAAUUUGCCAUAUAAGUACAAGGAAAUUACUAAGAUCAUACCAACGCUUAUUGUACCACAAAUUUCCAGAAAACUCAUUCUAGGAGCGGAUUUCUGGGAAAGUUUUGGAAUUCGUCCUAUGAUUGAUAUUGGAAACGGACCGGAGACGAUUGAAACCUUAAAUGCGGUGACAGACGCUCUGAUCUGUUUCAAUAUUGAACCAUCUGGCGAACUUCCAAAACUAACCCAGAAUGAGCCAGAUAAAACGUUGGACGUGCCGACGUUUGAUCCGCCAGAAGAACCUGUGCCGGAGAACAUCGAGACGGAGCACGAUCUGUCAGACCACGAAAGAUGCGAGUUGAUUGAAGCAGUAAAAGACUUCGAGUUUACAGCCCCGGGAAAACUCGGACGAACCCAUCUCAUCGAGCAUGAAAUCAUACUCAAGGACGACGCAAAGCCAAGGAAUCAGCCCAUCUACAAAUGUUCUCCUUACAUCCAGCGAGAAAUAGAUGCAGAGAUCGAACGAUUCAAGGAGCUGGGGGCAAUUGAGGAGUGUUACAGCGAGUGGACCAAUCCUUUGGUUCCGGUCCGUAAAUCUAACGGGAAAAUCCGAGUAUGCCUGGACUCGAGGAGGAUCAACUCGAUGACCAUCAAGGACUCUUACCCGAUGCAAAAUAUGCAGGACAUUUUUCAUCGUUUAGAAUCGGCCAAAUUUUUUUCGAUAAUCGACCUGAAGGAUGCGUAUUUUCAGAUACCCCUCAAGGAAGAAAGUCGAAAUUACACAGCCUUCCGGACGUCUAAAGGGUUGUUUCGAUUCAAGGUGUGUCCUUUUGGGGUAACGAAUGCACCAUUUACCAUGUGUCGCCUAAUGGGCAAGGCUUUAGGGUUCGACCUACAACCUCAGGUGUUCGUCUAUUUAGACGACAUAGUGAUUGCUACCAAAACUCUAACCGACCAUUUAAGAUUAUUGCGAGAAGUUGCAAAGCGACUGAGAAACGCUGGUCUAACCAUUUCUCUAGAAAAAUCACGUUUUUGUAGGAAACAGGUCAUGUACCUGGGGUACUUACUCACGGAACAUGGGGUUCAAAUCGACCAGUCAAGAAUUCAACCGAUUUUAAAUUACGCCAGACCGAAAUCCGUAAAAGACGUUCGUCGCUUAAUGGGACUUGCUGGGUUUUACCAAAGGUUUAUCCCUAAUUACAGCAGGAUAACAGCCAAUAUCACCGACCUGUUGAAGAAGGAGAAGAAGUUUUCUUGGACCCCAGAGGCAGAGCUAUCUUUUCAAGAAUUGAAAACAGUUUUGACUUCAGCACCUGUACUUGCAAAUCCCGAUUUUGAGAAGCAAUUUAUGAUCGAAUCGGAUGCUUCGGACAACGCGGUCGGAGCUGCGUUAGUUCAAAUGCAGGAAGGCGAGACACGAGUUAUCGGAUAUUUCAGCAAGAAACUGAGCGCAACUCAGCGCAAAUAUUCGGCUGUGGAGAAGGAGUGUUUGGGUGUCCUCCUUGCGAUCGACAAUUUUAAACACUAUGUAGAAGGCACACGGUUCAAAGUAGUCACCGACGCACGGAGCCUUCUCUGGUUGUUUAAAAUUGGCGCGGAAUCGGGGAAUUCAAAACUCCUUCGAUGGGCUCUUCGGAUCCAGUCAUUCGACAUCGAACUUGAAUAUCGCAAGGGCAAAAAUAAUAUUACCGCCGAUUGUUUGUCGCGAUCGAUUGACGCACUAUCCCUUGAAUCAGAUGUUGAGUACCAGGAACUUGUAAAAGACGUUACAUUCAACCCAGGAAAAUAUCACGAUUUUCGCGUUAUCAACGGGGAGAUAUGGAAGUACGUGAAGUCGUCAAAUCACCAGACGGAUCCACGAUUCACUUGGAAACGUUAUCCACCAUCUUCGGAAAGGAAAGACCUAAUCCAGCAGGAGCACGAAAAGGGACAUUUUGGCUACGAAAAAACACUGGCUGCGCUAAAAGAACGUUAUCACUGGCCUAAAAUGAACGCAGAAGUCCGAAAGUUCUGUAGGCAGUGCUUAGCGUGUCAAACUAGCAAAGCAGUGAACAUCAACACCACUCCACCCAUGGGUUCGCAGAAGCCAGUCGAAUAUCCUUGGCAGUUUGUAACACUGGAUUUCGUUGGUCCACUUCCGGCUUCCGGCAAAAACCGAGCAACAUGCUUAUUAGUUGCGACCGAUGUUUUCUCUAAAUUCGUCUUAGUGCAACCGUUCCGAGAAGCAAAAGCUGGUCCGCUAUCGGAAUUUGUAGAAAAUAUGAUUUUUCGUCUAUUCGGGGUACCGGAAAUUAUUUUAACGGAUAACGGAACACAGUUUACAUCCAAAACCUUCACCGAUUUGUUGAAAGAGUACCACGUAAACCACUGGUUAACACCCGCCUACCACCCACAGGUAAACAACACAGAGCGGGUUAAUCGCGUGAUAACCACAGCGAUUAGAGCGACUCUUAAAAAAGAGCACAAACACUGGGCAGAUGACAUCCAGGCGAUAGCCAAUGCCAUCCGGACCGCAGUGCACAAUUCAACAAAAUACAGUCCGUAUUUUGUAGUAUUUGGUCGAAAUCAAAUAUCCGAUGGGAGGGAGUACGCCCAAAUACGAGACAAGGUCCAAGGGGAAGAACGCACUGACGAAAGUGUGUCGAAAGAUCGCCAGAAGCUGUUCGAGGAGGUUCGCGAAAACUUAACUGCUGCCUACAAACGCCAUGAAAAAACGUACAACUUACGGUCAAAUGAAAACUGCCCUCGAUUCAUUGCGGGCGAAAAAGUCCUGAAAAAGACCUUCGAACUGUCCGAUAAAGCUAAGGGUUUUUGCAGGAAACUUGCACCAAAAUUUGAACCAUGUGUGAUUGCCGGAGGAAUCGAUCUACCUACACCCCGAACACGACGGUUCAAGGAAAGGAUCACGCUGAGCGUACGCCAUCAUCAAACCACCCAACAACUCGUGGUACGUUUCGACCGACGAGCAUACCGUAGAUCGGCGAAACGGCAUACGCGCGACGGCCACCCAGGAGUAAUUGUUCCACCCUAUUGGAGAACCCAGGGCAACUUUUCCGGAAAACCAUCCAACUUCCGGAAAAUAACAGGUUUGAGCAGCCAACCGAAUUCGUCUGCAGCCUCCCAUUCUCAAGCCUGCCACCACAGCUCAGUUGGUUCGGUCAGUGCUUAA
Molecule: messenger RNA, 5025 nt
Organism: Uranotaenia lowii
Lineage: Eukaryota; Metazoa; Arthropoda; Insecta; Diptera; Culicidae
Exons: 5
Coding region: 1-5025 (1674 amino acids)
Biological process (GO): proteolysis; DNA integration
Molecular function (GO): nucleic acid binding; aspartic-type endopeptidase activity
Source: RefSeq, a predicted model, not a curated record